This is a messenger RNA of Stomoxys calcitrans (stable fly), 4491 nucleotides long. It is a transcript of the gene Su(dx), whose product is annotated as E3 ubiquitin-protein ligase Su(dx). Gene Ontology annotation, molecular function: protein binding; ubiquitin protein ligase activity. Lineage: Eukaryota; Metazoa; Arthropoda; Insecta; Diptera; Muscidae. Gene Ontology annotation, biological process: ubiquitin-dependent protein catabolic process. The coding region runs from base 392 to 3370 and encodes 992 amino acids. The transcript has 6 exons. The record is from RefSeq and is a predicted model, not a curated record.
UUCCCAUUUAACUGGACGGAACGGGAAAAUUCAUAAAGUUUGGCUAUUACGCUAUUGAAAAUUUGAAAGAAUUGUAAAAAAAGCAAAAUAUAUGUUAAUAAUUAAUCCUUGAGUUGUUGGGUAUGCAAAUAAGAUGCAAAAUAUAGAAUACACGAGAUUAUUCCAAUGAAAAAUAUAAGUUAUUGUUCAAGAAUGCAAAAGUAUGUGAGUGCUAGUGAGUGUGUGUGAAAAAGACGACGACGACGAUAAGUAAAGGAUUGAAUGGUAACCAAAAACCACCCGUGAAAAAGUGAGGCGGAACAAAUAAAAAUAAUUUUUUAAACAUUUAAAAACGAAGGCUGUUUGGUUUGCCUAAAUUUUGAUUUACAACUUUUGAGGUUUUCAAUACGCUAUGGCCUCCGGAAGUGCAUUAGCAGGUGCAUCCGGUGGACACAUUGCUGCUGCUGUGGGUGAUUACAACAAUUCGGGACCAACAACGUCAUCGCUGAGUAAUGGUUCAGCCACACACAGCUCAUCUUCAAAUCAAGGCUAUCAUCAGUUGAGUGUUACAAUUGAGGAAGCCUCACUGCGUAAUAGCGGUUUCCUGAAGCCCAAUCCAUAUGUUGAGUUAUUAAUCGAUAAUAAAAGUAAACGUAAGACGGAUUUUGUAAAGAAUACAUAUUUGCCCAAAUGGAACGAAGAAUUUACCGUACUGAUCACACCCCAUUCAGUGUUGCACUUUAAGGUUCUCGAUCAUUCAAGCUUUCGCAAAGAUGCUAUGCUCGGUGAACGCACCAUCAGUCUGGCCCACAUACUGCAACACUAUAAUGGACGCUGUGAGUUUCUGGAGGUGAGCAUGGAUCUAUUGGUCACCUCUAAAUCGGAUAAUCGUCAGACGAAAAGCGGCGAACUUGUUGCUAUACUUAAUGGUCUUAAGUUGGAUAUGAGCAGUAUUAUGUUGCAAAAUGGCAAUGGUUCUUUGAUGGGGACAAACAAUGGAAGUUCUGUGGCGAGUGGUGCCGUCGGGGGAACAGAUGCACUUAAUGUAGCCUCAAGCAAUGCUGCGGCGGGAGCGGCGCCUGGACGAAGUUGUUUGAUAUACGGUGGCGUUAGGACUAGAGUGCGUAUGCGCUCUACCGGUAGUGUAAGUGAAAGUGGAGCAGCGGGGGUAUGUGCUUCCAGAUCGCCGGUGGCAAUGCAAAAUGGAAAUCUGGAACGCAGCAGUAGUUCUGGUGCCAUGAUACCGCAAAAUGGUAGUGGGGGAGCUUUAAGAAGAGCCCCUAAUGCACCUGGCACUUGGGAUCCACAGACUGCCGCGGCAAUGGCUGCACAACAACAACAACAGCAGCAACAGCAAAUGCAUAUGGCCGCACAUAAUCAACGCAUAAAUGGCUCUGCAGUCGGUACUGCUGCUGUGCCCAGUUCAGCGUCGUCGGUGGCAGCAGGCACACGUCCCAUGUCUCAAAUGUAUGCAAAUGGCGGAGCAGUGCCUGGUCAACAACCGGUAAUGGAAGGCGCUGUGGGUGGCAUGAUGACCGAUCCCCAAACUGGUUUAGCGGUUUCCGGCAAUGGCUUGCCCGUCUCCAAUGCCACAGAUCAACAAUUGCAGGCGGCCCAGGCAGACGAUGAACCAUUGCCAGCCGGUUGGGAGAUACGCUACGAUCAAUAUGGCCGCCGUUAUUAUGUGGAUCAUAACACUCGGUCGACGUACUGGGAGAAACCUACGCCGCUGCCGCCGGGUUGGGAAAUUCGCAAGGAUCCCCGAGGUCGAGUAUACUAUGUAGAUCAUAAUACGCGUACGACUACUUGGCAAAGGCCGAACAGUGAACGUCUUAUGCAUUUCCAACAUUGGCAAGGACAACGAGCUCAUGUGGUAGCACAAGGUAAUCAGAGGUUCCUGUAUGGGCAACAACAGCAGCAACCCACAGCGGUGACAGCAGCUGCCACGCAAGAUGACGAAGACACCCUGGGCGCCCUGCCGGAUGGGUGGGAAAAGAAAGUACAAUCGGACAAUCGCGUUUACUUUGUGAAUCAUAAGAAUCGUACCACACAAUGGGAAGAUCCCCGCACCCAAGGCCAAGAGGUGAGUUUGAUAAAUGAGGGUCCUCUGCCGCCAGGCUGGGAGAUACGUUACACCGCUACGGGAGAGCGAUUCUUUGUUGAUCACAAUACACGUCGUACCACCUUUGAAGACCCUCGCCCAGGAGCCCCCAAAGGGGCCAAGGGUGUCUAUGGCGUACCGCGAGCCUACGAGCGUAGUUUCCGUUGGAAGCUAUCACAAUUUCGUUACUUGUGUCAGAGCAAUGCCUUGCCCUCGCACAUUAAGAUCACCGUUACGCGUCAAACUCUUUUUGAGGAUUCGUAUCAUCAAAUUAUGCGUUUGCCCGCCUAUGAGUUGCGCCGACGUCUCUACAUUAUAUUCCGUGGCGAAGAGGGUCUGGAUUAUGGCGGUGUUUCACGCGAGUGGUUUUUCCUACUCUCCCAUGAGGUUCUCAAUCCCAUGUAUUGCCUGUUCGAGUAUGCUAACAAAAACAACUACAGUCUGCAAAUUAAUCCCGCCUCGUAUGUUAAUCCCGAUCAUUUGCAAUAUUUCAAAUUUAUUGGUCGGUUUAUUGCUAUGGCUCUAUAUCAUGGGCGUUUCAUCUACUCUGGUUUUACAAUGCCCUUCUACAAGCGUAUGCUCAAUAAAAAGCUGACCAUAAAGGAUAUCGAAACAAUUGAUCCGGAAUUUUAUAAUUCUCUGAUAUGGGUAAAGGACAAUAACAUCGAUGAAUGUGGCCUGGAGUUGUGGUUUAGUGUAGACUUUGAGGUGCUGGGACAAAUAAUCCAUCAUGAGCUGAAGGAGAAUGGUGAAAAGGAACGAGUGACGGAGGAGAACAAAGAGGAGUACAUUACACUGAUGACUGAGUGGAGAAUGACGCGUGGCAUUGAGCAACAAACGAAAACCUUUUUGGAAGGUUUCAAUGAGGUUGUGCCAUUAGAGUGGUUGAAAUACUUUGAUGAACGUGAAUUGGAGUUGAUCUUGUGCGGCAUGCAGGAUGUUGAUGUAGAUGACUGGCAGCGUAAUACCAUCUAUCGUCACUAUAAUCGCAAUUCCAAACAAGUCGUAUGGUUUUGGCAGUUUGUUCGUGAUACGGAUAAUGAAAAGCGUGCCCGACUUCUGCAGUUUGUUACUGGCACAUGUCGUGUGCCUGUUGGUGGCUUUGCUGAACUCAUGGGCUCCAAUGGCCCACAAAGAUUUUGCAUUGAGAAAGUUGGCAAAGAGACGUGGCUACCACGUUCCCACACCUGUUUCAAUCGACUGGAUCUGCCACCCUACAAGAGUUACGAUCAAUUGGUGGAAAAGCUAACAUUUGCCAUUGAAGAGACUGAAGGCUUUUGCCAGGAAUAGAUAUGAUGAUGCAUGAACAAUACUAGCAGCAGGCAUAUGCAUGGCGUGUGCAAAAAAAAAAAAAAAACAAAAACAAAAACACAACACAAAAGUUAAAAGUUAAUCUGUAUAUGUUUAUUUAUUUGUUGAUUGAUUUCGUUGUCCCCUUGUCAAAGCGCAACGAAGGCGGAGUUUUAAAGAAAGUCUUGAGAGAAAUAUAGCAAAACAAAAAUUUCAAAAGCAGAAACAAACAAAAAAAAAGUUUACUUAAAAGUAGAAAUGAACAAAAAUCAUUGAUUUAAACAAUAGGAACGGUUUAUAUUCUAAGUUCUCAAUUUACGUUUGCUAUUCCUAAAAGAGAAAAACUUGCAAAAACAUUUACAUGAACAUACAUCGGUCUAUAUAGCCUUUGGAUAAUAAUUUACAUACACUACUGUGGUAAUGUUUAUUGAAUUAAACAAAAACUAUUUAAAAUAAUGAUGCUUUGCAUAUCCUCUACCCACUAACUUUCCAUCCACGAUUGAUCCUCAUUUUUUAACGCCCAUGGUUUUGGACUAGGCGCGCCUAAUUCACACACACACACACACACACACAUGUAUACACACAGAGCCACAUACAAAAACACACUCUAUAUAAAGACAUUUUCUUCUUAUUCUUAUAGCUUUAAAGUCGUCGUUAGUAACCAUUUAUAAUAUAUGCAAUUUUAUUUCUUAUAUAAAAUAAUUAUUUUGUAAAUCCUCCUGUAUAUAUAUAUAAUGUGUAUUAUCUAUCUUGUCUAUAUAAAUAUCUUUUUUUUGUGAUUUUCUUAAAACUAAUUUCUCAUUUUGUUCUGUUUUUUUAUUUUGGUUUAUUUCUGAUAAACGAAGAAGCAAACAAAAAUGUCCAAUAAUGAAACUUAAAAACCUAGUAAUGCGGGAAAAGAAAAGAAAAAUAAAUGAUGACUCAUUUGAAAUAAAAAUAAAAAAUAUAUCGUGAAUGGAAAUUGAAAACACCGUCAUUUAAUAUAUACAUAUAUACAUACAUACCUACAUACAUAAGCAGCAUGUACUACACAAUACAAAUAAUAAAAUUAGGUUUUAUUGUUGUUAAAUAAAUUACAGAUUAAAAAUAUUAUAUUUAGCGAAAACAAAAAGAAAUCAAAA